GUUUUAACCUAUAACAUUUGUUUUUAAAUGUAAGUUAUAACUUAUGAUGUGUAUUUAUUUAAAAAAUAAAAUUAAAAUUAAUGUAAUUUACAAUAUUUAUAGACAAACCAAUAUUUGAUGUUGCUAAGCUAUUAGGAAAUAGAGAAUCAUCACCAUCAAUCUUUAAAUAAUAUUCAUCUGUAUCUAGUUUACCUUAAGUGCACAAUAUGAGUGAUGAAGUAAAAGUAAUAUCAAUUACUGUAAGCAACAGAAGUAGCGAUAAAGACAAGUCUGAUGAAGAUGGAAUAAACAUGCCACUAGAAAAACAUGUUUCGUAAGUAUAUUAUUAAAAGGUGACAUUAUAAUUAAUAAUAUGUUAAUGUAUAGUGGUGGUCAAAUGAUUUUGUUAUUGGAGAAGAUGAGGUAUAUUAUAUUAUUAUAUUUUUAAUAAUAAUAAUAAUUAAAAAUUACAUUACUUUAUGGUUUAUUUAAAAUCUGGUUUAAAAGCCCUAUUGAAAAUUUUUAGUUUUAAAUACAAAUCAGCAAUUUUUCACUGUUUUGCCGUGACUCGCAAAAAUGUACCUCCCUUUCCCCUCUUUGACCAUCUCGAAUGUAUGCAAUGUAUAUUUACUACUUAUUAAUACUACCUAUUAUAUUGUUUUUGUUCAAAUGCUCAGUGAUCCUGGCAGUUCACAUAUAAAAGAAAGUAAACAAUUAGUUAUAGCAUUCGCGAAGAUGUCUGAUGAUGACCUGCUAAUUAUAAGACAAUUUACUUGUAUGUUUAAAACACUAACAUUCGGCGUAAACUUUAAAUGGGAUACCAGGAUCACACAUUUCAUUAUAAAAACUCAAACUGAUAAUCUGUGUAAUCACCGCACACACAAGUUUUUGCACGCUCUAUUGUCCGGUUGUUUUAUUGUUAAUUUAGAAUGGGUACAACAGUCUUUAAAUUCAAAGACAUUACUUCCAGAGGUAUCUAUAUACUACAUAAUUUUGCUAUUUUAAACAAUAUUUUUAAUGCUGUCUAAUUUGUUUAAGAAUGAUUUUAUGCCUUUUGAUAUAACUGGUGAACCAUCUCCUUUGACUGCUUGGCGUGUCAGACGAGGUAUAAUUGAUUCUCCUAUGGAUUGGGCUAAAAAUUGCAUUAUAUAUUUUCAUAAAAGUUCAAAGUAUCAUUUGUCAUAUUCUAAAUCCCAAGUAAGAUAAUGUUGUGUAUUAUACUAUAAAAUAUUAUAUUGUAUUGUUAAAUUGAAAUGCUUACAUUUUUUUUGUUAGGUUUGGGCAAUGAAAGCUGGUUUUGUGUUAGCAAGUGAAUUAGAAGAACUUAAUGAUGAAAAAUAUAGCAUGCGAGUUAUUUUAGUUAACUCACCAGAAACGGACAUGAGAUAUAAUAUGUUUUAUCCUAACCAAGUGCAAAUUAUGGGUGAGAAAAUAUUUUUUUUAAAUAUCACUAUAAAAUUAAUUAUUGAGUAAUAAUAUGCAUUUCAUUAUAUUAUUGGAGACAAUUUCACUUUUUUUAGUGUGAACUAUUUUACUCUAAUGAUGGUCCAAGCUCAUGUACUAAAACUUUGCUGCUCAAUGGUAUUUUUUUCUGAACAUUUAAUUUAGUUAAAUAAAAUAACAUAGAAAGAAACAAGUAGAGGAUUUAGAAGUAAAAAUUAAUGAAAGACAAUGAAAUGGAAUCUUGAAGGAAAUAUAAACAAGGUGUGGGAAAGGAUUUCAACUAAUAUUAAAAGUACCGCAAAUGAGAUAGUUUGUGAGAAUAUGAAUAGUAUACUAGAGAACAAGGAAACUUGGUGGUCGGAUGAAGAAGUUCAAAGAAUUAUACUAGUAAGUAAAAAAAAUUAAGCUAUGACAGCAGAAAGAGUGAGAUAAUUAGGUAGAGUAUAAAAGACUGUGCUAGGAAGUUAAAAGGGUGGUAAGAAAAGUAAAGUUAGCAGGUGGCUUUAACGAGUAUGUGAAAUAUAGGUUUAAAUGUGGUUGGAUAAAGAGUAGAGUGAAGCAUCAGUUUUAUUUAUGUGACAAGGCAAUUCUAAUGAGAUUUAAAGGUAACUUUUACAAAAGUGUGAUGGAACUGAUUAUGUUGUGUUAUUCAGAGUGUUAGACAGUAAAUAUUAAAAAAAAAAAAAAAAUAGUAUAAGAGUAUUGAGAUGAGAAUGCUUAGGUGGAUGAAUGGAGUGACGAGAGAAGAUAUGAUGAAGAAUGAAUACAUAAGAGACAGCUUAUGUGUAGCUUCGUUAAUGGACAAAUUAAGAAAAAAUAGACUGGGAUAAUUUUGGCAUGUUACGAGGAUAGAUGAAUUAGAAGCAGUAAGAAUUGCAAUGAAAAUAGUCGUCUAAGGAAAGGGUGGAAGAGGAAGAGGUAAUUGAAUGCAUUAAGAAUGAUAUAAGAAUAGGGGAGGGGUGUAUGCGAAAGUGAUUUAGGGAUCAGGACAAGUGGAAGUUUCAGACAAAGAUGGUUGACCUCAAAUAGUUAGGAUGAAGGCAAAGGAAAAGAAGAAGAAACAUUUAAUUUAGUAAAUCAUAGGCCCAUUGUAUUUAGAGCAAUGUAGGUAAUAUUUGUUUUAAGUAUUAUUUAUUUUACUAAUUGAAAUACACUACUAUAAUAUAAUAUAUAUAUAUAUAUAUAUAUAUUUUUUUAACAAAGUUGAAACUUUUAUACAUUGAUUAUAAUACAUAUAUACAAGUUGUAUUACUCAAUUUUUAAGAGGGUGGAACAUUUAUUGUAUAAUAAAUAAGGGCAGAAAUGGGGUAGCAAUGUUAACACGGAUCCACCACUGCUGUCGGUUACCCGGGAAAACAAUUUUUUUUAGUAAAAGGACACUUGUUUAAAUGCAUUUUGACUACUCACUAGGGUUUAGUUUAUUUUACUUUAUAUAACCUUUAAUAAAACUUGUAGUGACUAGUAAUAAUACAUUUUUAUGAAAAUGCUUUGAUAAAAUUAGUUUUACUAUUAAAUUUGAAUUUUAACUGAUUACUGGCUUUUACUGCUUUUGACGCUUAUGUAAUAUAUAGAAAUCUAUAUCAUGUAUAGGGUAAUUUAUUUAACAUAAAACACUUAUUAUUUCGCAAAAUAUUGAUUAUUUUGAAAAUAUUUAAGAGACAAGAAGCUCUCAAAAGUAGGUAGUCAUUUCACCCCAACAUUUUAGAGCUGCUUGUUUAUUAAAUUGUAAAAAGAAAUUGUUUUAGAAAAAAAUUCAAAAAUUUGCAAAAUAAUAAGUGUCUUAUUUUAAAUAAAUCACUAUGUAUAUGUUACAUUUAUAUCAUAUACAUUAGGUUUGUUUUAUUUUUUAUUUAUCUAGAAUGGCUGACUAAAUAUAAAGCAGUAACUAUCUACAUAAACUGGUUUUUGGAGUGUUUAUUUAGAUUUAAAUUUGUACCUUUUGAACCUCAAUACCAGGUUAUGAAACUAAGUAAUGCUUUGAUAGAAAGUUCAGAUUUGAAUGGAUUUAUGUUUCAACUAGAAGACGCUUAAUUAUAGAAUAUUGUUAAUUUAUACUAUUACAUUUACUAUUAUUUGUUUAAAAAAUUAAAUUAAAGCACUAAUCAAAUGGAACACAGGGUUAUUAAAAAUUCAAUCAUGUAUAUAGCAUUAUUUUUGAUUGGUAUUUUAUUUUGAAAUUUAAUUACAAUGUUGUUUAAGGCUAAUUUUUUUUUGUAAUUUAGAAUUUUUAAAAUCUAUGAAUUGUGAUUUUUAUUAAAUACAUAAUAUAAUAAUGCAUAUUCCUAAGUCGUAAGUCUCCAUAC
Cinara cedri is the source of this 3725-nucleotide messenger RNA. The record is from the annotation of a GenBank genome assembly. NCBI's taxonomy places the organism in Eukaryota, Metazoa, Arthropoda, Insecta, Hemiptera, Aphididae.